AUGGCUGGUGAGAUGGAGAGCCUGUUUGGAUUGAGAGCUGGAUCCAGUGGGUGGGCAGGGAUCAGGGAAGGUCUUAGACAGGAUGUGCUGAGAGGUUUGUCGUGUCUAGAGCCGAGCAUAGCUCUCACUCUCCAUCCUAACAGGAUGCUGUAAAGCUGCCACGGAGUGAAGGGGAUCUGAUGACUGCAACAUGAGCAACACUGUUCCACUAACACUGCAUGCAGGCCAGGGAGCCCCACUCCUCUCCCCACUCCUCUCCCCCCUUUUCCCCUGCCGUCUUGCGAACAGUGUGGGCACUGUUUUUGCCUGGAGCUGGGUGGAAGGUGGUGUUACAAUAUGCCUUACAGAGGCUUGUUAUUGUAUGUGACUGACUCGAUGUGUGUGUGUGCAUGUGUGUAUUUCAGAGGAGCUGAAGUGUGCCGGGACCACAUGUCCUGCUCUGCCGGUGCCCUCCUGUCCUGAGGGCUCGGUUCUGACCAAGAGCUACACUCCCCCUGCUGGCUGCUGCCCCACCGUGCCCCCCCAGUGCACCUGUGACCUCCGCGCGUGCCACAAGCCCCAGUGCCCCUCCGGCCAGAAGACUGUGCCACUCAGUCAGGCCACCGGCGAGCCAGGAGACUGCUGUGACUUGUUAGAGUGCCAGAAAGGUAACAUAUAUAAGCAUAGCAAGCCAUGAAUUUGUGUAGGCUACUUAGUUUUUUUGCUGAGAGAAAUGGUGCUGGUGUGAAAUGUAAUGCCUUUGCGGAGGUAAUUAUUUUAAUCAGAACACAAAGUCCCAGUUGACCAAAUGUUCUGUAAUGAAAAGAAGAGUCAGUAAUUAGAUGGUAAUUUGUUGUUUAUCAGUUUUUCCGCCACUGCAGAGUGUGAGGACAGUUGAAAUAUUGAAAUUUUUCUGGGGUGUAGCCACAAAUAAUCUCAACACCACAAGGCAUAUUAAACAUAAUGGAUCUCAUUAUGCAGAUUGUGUGUGUGAAGCGUGCUCACAACUGGUGUUCUCGCCCUCUGUGUGUGUGUAUCUGUGUGUGUGUGUGUGUGUGUGUUUGUGAGAAAGAGAGAGAGAGAGAGAGAGAGAGAGAGAGAGAGAGAGAGAGAGAGAGAGAGAGAGAGAGAGAGAGAGAGAGAGAGAGAGAGAGAGCAGAUGUUGGUAGUUCGGCCAGUUCGGCCAGUUCACUCUCCUUCUACAACAGCACAUUCACAGCAGCUAGCUAAUCAGCCAGCCAGCCAGUCAGGGAUGCAGGGAGUCAGGGAGGGAGGUAGGCAGGGAGGGAGGCAGGGAGAGAGGCAGGGAGUCAGGGAGGGGGGUAGGCAGGGAGUCAGGGAGUCAGCGAGGGAGGUAGGCAGGGAGAGAGGCAGGGAGGCAGGGAGAGAGGCAGGCAGGGAGGGAGAGAGGCAGGGUGGGAGGUAGGGAGAGAGGCAGGGAGAGAGGCAGGGAAAUAGGUAGGGAGAGAUGCAGGGAGAGAGGCAAGGAGGCAGGGAGAGAGGCAGGGAGGGAGAGAGGAAGGGAGGGAGAGAGGCAGGGAGGGAGGUAGGGAGAGAGGCAGGGAGAGAGGCAGGGAAAGAGGUAGGGAGAGAUGCAGGGAGAGAGGCAAGGAGGCAGGGAGAUAGGUAGGGAGAGAGGCAGUGAGGGAGAGAGGCAGGGAGGGAGAGAGGCAGGGAAAGAGGUAGGGAGAGAGGCAAGGAGGCAGGGAGAGAGGCAGGGAGGGAGAGAGGCAGGGAAAGAGGCAGGGAGAGAGGCAGGGAGAGAGGCAGGGAGAGAGGCAGGGAAAGAGGCAGGGAGAGAGGCAGGGAGAGAGGCAGGGAAAGAGGCAGGGAGAGAGGCAGGGAGUCAGGGAGGGUGGCAGAGAGGGGACCUGGACCUGGCUGUUUACUCUGCGCUCCCAGCAAAUAUUAGCUGUUUUACCAACAUAAUAAAUUGUGCAGUGUCAAAGAGUUCCAGCCUGGUCACAUGUCCAAAAGGAAAAGGUUCAACAGUUCAUUGAUGGGAAUACUUUUUAUGUGCUCCAGUCUGCCAGGGGGAGUGUAAUCGAGUCAGGCAGGCCGGCGGGGGCUUAAUGCAGCUGCAGAGGCUAGGGGAUCAGUGUUUUGAUAACAAGUGUCUGCUGCUCUUUGGGUCUGGACUUGACACCCUUUGUGCCUCCUCUACUGGCAGUUAGCCCUGCAUGACUGCGCCCACAUCAAAAAUCACACAGAGAGGAAUUGGGGAUGAAGACAUGGCACCUACCCCACUAGUAUCCCCCAAGACCUCAGAAAAAAACAUCCCACAUGUGUUGGGUGCAGUUGUGAUUUUAGCAUGUAAAUCUGUGUGGGGCAAACUAAUUUCUUUUUUUUAUGCAUGCCAGCAAAGCCACUACACAACAAAACACUAAACAAUUCAUUAAUUGCACUAUAACGGUGACAAACGGUGCCCACAAACUAUUAGGGCCUACAUAAAGCUGUCCCAACAGCAGAGCUUUCUUUUCAGCACCAUGGCGUGAAUCCUAUCCACCACUACACCUGGCUAUUACCAGAGCCUUGUCUGGCAGCGAAACAGUUCAUUCAGCCUAAUUUACUGCCUUUAAAAAAAACAUAGCUGAUAUGGCUGACUUGCUUAAACAAAUGUGGUUUCGACUGACAAUUGAGAUGUACAAACUAUGGCAUAAGGGAAUGAUGAGCGGAUGAGAGGCAAUCCGUAAUUUCGAUUAAGAAAUUAAUGAGCGAGCUAGGACGGAUGUAGUCAAUAUAACUAUUUGUUCAGCACUUUUGAAAUGUACAGUGACAUAAUUCAGAACAUGGGCUAUACUUACAGUAUUCUCCCUGUACACCUAGUCAGAACCGUAGGAUAAAUUAAGGGGGCAUAUAAGCAGACAAUGAAAGCUCUUACAAUAAUCGAUGAUGCCAUUUCUCUAAAACAGGUUAUAGGCUACAUGUACACCACCAAGUCAGAACAGUAGGCUAAGUUAUGAGGGGAAAACGGACCAAAUUAUUAGGGUGAGGCACAUGGGCUACUAACAGCUUACUAUACAACAUACAGUCGUGGUCAAAAGUUUUGAGAAUGACACAAGUAUUGGUCUUCACAAAGUUCGCUGCUUCAGUGUUAUUCAGUAUAUUUUUGUCAGAUGUUACUAUGGUAUACUGAAGUAUAAUUACAAGCAUUCCAUAAGUGUCAAAGGCUUUUAUUGACAAUUACAUUAAGUUUAUGCAAAGAGUCAAUAUUUGCAGUGUUGACCCUUCUUUUUCAAGACCUCUGCAAUCCGCCGUGGCAUGCUGUCAAUUAACUUCUGGGCCACAUCCUGACUGAUGGCAGCCCAUUCUUGCAUAAUCAAUGCUUGGAGUUUGUCAGAAUUUGUGGGGUUUUGUUUGUCCACCCGCCUCUUGAGGAUCGACCACAAGUUCUCAAUGGGAUUAAGGUCUGGGGAGUUUCCUGGCCAUGGACCCAAAAUGUUGAUGUUUUGUUCCCUGAGCCACUUAGUUAUCACUUUUGCCUUAUGGCAAGGUGCUCCAUCAUGCUGGAAAAGGCAUUGGUCGUCACCAAACUGUUCUUGGAUGGUUGGGAGAAGUUGCUCUCGGAGGAUGUGUUGGUACCAUUCUUUAUUCAUGGCUGUGUUCUUAGGCAAAAUUGUGAGUGAGCCCACUCCCUUGGCUGAGAAGCAACCCCACAUAUGAAGGGUCUCAGGAUGCUUUACUUUUGGCAUGACACAGGACUGAUGGUAGCGCUCACCUUGUCUUCUCCGGACAAGGUGUUUUCCGGAUGACCCAAACAAUCGGAAAGGGGAUUCAUCAGAGAAAAUGACUUUACCCCAGUCCUCAGCAGUCCAAUCCCUGUACCUUUUCCAGAAUAUCAGUCUGUCCCAGAUGUUUUUCCUGAAGAGAAGUGGCUUCUUUGCUGCCCUUCUUGACACCAGGCCAUCCUCCAAAAGUCUUCGCCUCAAUGUGCGUGCAGAUGCACUCACACCUGCCUGCUGCCAUUCCUGAGCAAGCUCUGCACUGGUGGUGCCCCGAUCCCGCAGCUGAAUCAACUUUAGGAGACGGUCUGGCGCUUGCUGGACUUUCUUGGGCGCCCUGACGCCUUCUUCACAACAAUUGAACCUCUCUCCUUGAAGUUCUUGAUGAUCAGAUAAAUGGUUGAUUUAGGUGCAAUCUUACUAGCAGCAAUAUCCUUGCCUGUGAAGCCCUUUUCGUGCAAAGCAAUGAUGACGGCACGUGUUUCCUUGCAGGUAACCUUGGUUAACAGAGGAAGAACAAUGAUUUCAAGCACCACCCUCCUUUUAAAGCUUCCAGUCUGUUAUUCUAACUCAAUCAGUGGACAGUGUGAUCACCUUAGACCUCCUGAGUGGCGCAGUGGUCUAAGGCACUGCAUCGCAGCGCUAACUGUGCCACUAGAGAUCCUGGUUCGAAUCCAGGCUCUGUUGCAGCCGGCCGCGACCGGGAGACUCAUGGGCGGCGCACAAUUGGCCCAGCGUUGUCCAGGCUAGGGGAGGGAAUGGCCGGCAGGGAUGUAGCUCAGUUGAUAGAGCAUGGCGUUUGCAAUGCCAGGGUUGUGGGUUCGAUUCCCACGGGGGGCCAGUAUAAAAAAAUAUGUAUUCACUAACUGUAAGUCGCUCUGGAUAAGAGCGUCUGCUAAAUGACUAAAAUGUAAAUGUUAACGAGAGAAUCACUGACAUGAUGGCAGCUGGUCCUUUUGUGGCAGGGCUGAAAUGCAGUGGAAAUGUUUUGGGGGGAUUAAGUUCAUUUCAUGGCAAAGAGGGACUUUGCAAUUAAUUGCAAUUCAUCUGAUCACUCUUCAUGACAUUCUGGAUUAUAUGCAAAUUGCCAUCAUCAAAACUGAAGCAGCAGACUUUGUGAAAAUUUGUAUUUGUGUCAUUCUCAAAACUUUUGACCACGACUGUACACUUAGUAUUACUUUCUUAGCUACAGUAUACAUAUCUCCCUGGCAUAUUGCUGUCACGAGUGUCAGUGUAAUGUGGUGGAUCGAAGUCAGGCACAGGACACAGAACUCUAUGAAAUGUACUUUACUGAAUAAGUAAAGAAAUCAAUACAAAAUACCUCCACACAGGGAGGAACAAACCCGCUCACCAACAACACACGAAACGAAAAACAAACACGCACAAAACACAAUGGGAGCCACCGGGUUAAAUAGGGAAGGAGUAAUCACAUAAUGGGAAACAGGUGUGUAACAAUCAGACAACAGGUAGAACAUAGAAACAUAGAACAUAGAUCGGCAGUAGCUAGUAUUCCGGUGACGACGAACGCCGAAGCCUGCCCGAGCAAGGAGGAGGGGCAGCCUCAGCAGAAUCCGUGACAAUUGCAUCAUUUAUGCAGCAGCAUACAAUACAUUUUUGGACUCACCUUGUUUUGCUGUGCUUACUUGAACAGGACGGUGGUGCGGCGGUCUUUCUUGUGGGUUCCGAGUUGGAUGACCAUUCAACACGUAUUUUCCCAGUCGGAGCUCAUUGAUUUCCGGGUUCCCAGUUGUCUUGAACUCACUGAAGUCUGAGAUUUCCCAGUUCUGAGUUUCCAGCUGUUUUGAAUGUGGCAGAAGUCAUGCUGGAUUGACAGCAUGGCCAAUGUAUUCAACCUUUUUUGGCCCAUGGUGUUGCAUGUGAAUGUUUAUCCUUUUAAGCUUGGAAAAGAGACCCUUAAACCCAGACAUGGACCACCCCCCCAAUGACUAUAAUUUAUCUUCAUAUGACAAUGAUUGAAAAGGAUUUGCCAGUAGAUUGUCGACUAGAUUCAUGAUGAUGAUUGCUUGUCUAGCGUGCUAGCUAAGAAUUUGGAAGUAUGAUGUACGGUGGAUAUAACGUGAUUUGACGUCAUUUUACCUGUGGCCAAUGACCUUGAGCCUUCUUGGAUGGGCACUUCUAAUGUAAAUCUAUGGCAGCACCCAAGGGGCUUGAAUCUUUUAGCUCUACCCAGUCGAUUUUGCGGUGACAUAGUGUCCCCAUGAGUGACAGAACACGACGCAACUAGAGAACAUUACCAACCCCUACGCUCUGUAUUUUCCGCUGGCUGCCCCACCACCACAGAAAGCACUGAGCUAUGCUGAAACACCUUUAUUUUGGAGCUGUCUUACUCAAGAUAGCAAAAAAGAGACCAAGUUUGUAUGCGGGUUUAUUAACUCAAUGAUUUUUUUUUAUACAUUGUUUGCGAACUGAUAUGUGACACAAAUUAUUGCCAAAAUAAGAUACAAAACAAUUAUUUUAAUUUGUAUUUAUUUUUGUUAAACAGGUGGGGCUCAAAAUGAAUGACGGGUCGCUACUGGUUGGGUCACUCACAAACACUAAAGCCCAUCCACAAAACACAUUAAAUUAUUGUCAGGUUCAUUAAUCACAAAGUUUGAGAUUCCUAUAAUAUUUUGCAAUGGAACACAUAAUAGUACCCAACUUUCAGUGACCUAAGGCAUUGAACACAUGUUUUUACAGACCAGAGGUUGGCUUUUGGUGGGUAUUUGGUCACGUCAGUGGACAGAGUACUAUGCCAAUGGGUCUGACAUGUGUGUUUUGGCCAUGUUUGAUGAGACGUUUCCAGCUCUGGCUGAAGAAUGGGUCUGGGUGGCUGGGUAGGAGCUGGCAUGGCCUUCCUGACCUGAUGUCAUCUGAUAUUACAGAUGGUCCCAAAUGACCACGUUAACAGCAGCCUACUGUUUAUCAACCCGUUGACGAGCAAACAGUAUGGACUUCAUCGCAUGUAGCAUGGAUUUAGGUUUAACCACAACUUGAUGUAGACUAGUAUGGUACUUGCUUUCCAAGAACAUUAAAGCUGUAAACUUGAAUCAAGCUCUACAACUGCACGAAGUGUCUGGCAAUUUUAAUCAAGAAUGCAUGGUAGAAGUCUUGAUGUGCAUUAUAUGGGAGGAAAUUGGAUUCACCAGAAUUAAUAUGCUGUGACAUUUCUGCUCCACUGAGAACAAUCCCUCAGAUUUUUGGUUUAUCAUUUCGGUUUCAAAUGUUUGUUUGCUGGGAGAGACAGUCACACCAUGUCGGUUGUAAUUCAUGUUUUAGGAUGGGCCAAGGUCAGGGUUUCAUACAGGAGCACAACUUUGAUUGGAGAAGUGGGGGGGACAUAAUAUUAUUAUAUAUUAUUUUUUUAUCCUUUCGGAUAAACACUCCAAACAGCCUACCCGACGCUCGGAGGCGUCCACAUGGUCCUAAAACACACCGUUGCCUCGUUUUGUAUCACAUUCCAAUGAUACAACUGGGGGGGGACAAAAAUGCAAUUUCAGAAUGUGGGGGACUGGGAGUCAGUAAGCAUGAAUGGAAUUUAGUGUCCCUGCCGCAAGUUUGUUUUAGGGAUUACCAUUAACAAAUACUGUGGAAAUCACGUGAACAUCCUGUCAUGUGACUUCCUAUUUUUUCCAGAGCAUUACAAAUGUUGCCAUGCAUUUCGAUUUCUGCCUGGCAAAGUGGUUAUUGCAUUUUAUCUCCUAGGUUAUGCUGCACGCAAUGCAGGCAGGCAUAGAGAGAGAGAGAGAGAGAGAGAGAGAGAGAGAGAGAGAGAGAGAGAGAGAGAGAGAGAGAGAGAGAGAGAGAGAGAGAGAGAGAGAGAGAGAAAUAGAAUGAAAGAAAGAAAGUUAAUGUGGUCUUUCAAGACCCUGAGUCAUUGGCAUAGCCAGUGAAAGUGUCAAAGACAAAUGGCUGUGGUAAUCACUGAGUUAUUUUGUCAACAUCCCCUCUUGUUUAUUUGGCAAUAAUACAGAAUCAAUUUUAAUGAAAUUAUGGAACUUUAAAUGAUGGAACUUUAAUAAACAAAAUACUAAAUAGAGAAUGGGCUUUUCCUUCACCAAUCUCUCUCUCUCACACACACACACACACACACACACACACACAUACACUCUCCCGGAGUGUUCCAGGAGCAUCGCGUGCAGUGAGCGGACGGUAGUGUCUGCGAGGCGGCUGCUCGGGGCUUGUUAUGGGUCUCUAUUGAUCCAUACAGUAGUCAUUGUUCUAUGGGCUGGCGCUCGGAGACAGACAGCUGAGGUUUCCGGUACUUACCCUGGCUUUACUGUAUCUGUCUGCUGUCUGCAUCCCAGCUCUCCAGACCACACUGUACCAGCCCAGUCUGCUGCUGUUUUCUUUUACCCAGCGCUGGGAUGAGCUGAGCUGAGCUACCCUGCGAGCGCUGCCUCCAGCAAGACUUUACAGAUCUCUGCUAAAUUCCACCUAAUGGAGCUGGCUUUAUUGUCUAAUGCUGUUGGAGCACAGUGCCCAGGGCUCUCGGCCCAAGCGCCUAGCUCCGCACGACUUUACCACAACACACUACUCUUCCAUCCACAGCUAGCUACACUGUAAUUAUUGCACGGAUACAGAAGCAACAAACUCAUUCUGUCCCGGCCAUAAGACUCCUGAACAGCUAAUCAUGGCUACCCAGACUAUUUGCAUUGUCCCCCCCACCCCACCCCCUCUUUUACGCUGCUGCUACUAUUAUCUAUGCAUAGUCACUUUAACUCUACCCACAUGUACAUAUUACCUAAAUUACCUCGACUAACCAGUGCCCCCUCACAUUGACUCUGUACUGGUACCCCCUGUAUAUAGCCUCCCUACUGUUAUUUUAUUUUACUGCUGCUCUUUAAUUAUUUUCUAUUUUUAACUUAUCAAUUUUUUACUUAACACUUUUUUUCUUAAAACUGCAUUGUUGGUUAAGGGCUUGUAAGUAAGCAUUUCACUGUAAGGUCUACACCUGUUGUAUUCGGCGCAUGUGGCAAAUACAAUUUGAUUUGAUUUGAUUUGUAUUUAAUACAUACCAAAUUUGAUGGUUUAGCAUGUUCAUUUAUCAGCCGUGAGUGUAUGUUAGCCAUCAAGAGUCCUACAUGUCAUUCAGGUUGACAGCAUAUGUGUCCUCAUCCACUUUUCCCAGUUUCUCCCAAGUGUAUCCACAACGGGAAGGAGUUUUCCCAGGAGGAGGUGUACCGUAUGGACCCGUGCUGGCUCUGCCAGUGUCGAGGAGGGAUAUCCUUCUGCUCCAAAGCAGAAUGUGCGGAACUCGACUGUGAGAACUUCUACAUCCCGGAGGGAGAAUGCUGCCCCGUAUGCAUAGGUACACACAUCAUUUUAAAGUUAAAUAACAGUAUUUAUUACAGAUAUAGAUGUUUUAUAGUAAGUGAGGUUUUGUAUGACAUGACCAGAUUUGUGGAGGUGAGCUGGCACAGUCAGGGAGGCUGUUUGUGAUUAGUGUUGAGUGUGCCCAGACAGACAGGGAGGCAGACGUAUGGAGCAGAUAAGGCUUUGGUACACUCCCCCAGGGCACCCAACACGCCAUACAAUGGCCUUACCUUAAUGGCUUCCAUUUAACAUCCAGCUGGACUCAACAGUCAUUAACAUGCUUCACAUACAAGGACUGGUCAAAAUAAUUAGCAAUGGGUAGGAAGUCAGGAACAUAAACCUCCUUUGAGUGACUGCUUUGGCUUCAUUAUAUCUGGUUGGCUUAAUGGGUAGAGACCUGUUUGUACCUGACCUCCUCACUAAAACACAUGCCCUCAGAGGUAGGUAAAAACACUGGUACCUGCGGUUGGAGCUGUUGAAAGGCUUGGGUUUGGGCAGCGCAUUUGGACAACAAAUUAUGGUCUCGUGAAGUACACUGAACAAAACUAUGAACGCAACAUGUAACAAUUUCACAGAUUGUACUGUGUUACAGUUCAUAUAACGAAAUCAGUCAAUUUAAAUAAAUUCAUUAGGCCCUAAUCUAUGGAUUUCACAUGACUGGGAACCCAGAUAUGCAUAUUUUGGUCACAGAUACCUUUUAAAAAAGUAUGGGCGUGGAUCAGAAAACCAGUCAGUAUCUGGUGUGACCACCAUUUGCCUCAUGCAGCGUGACACAUCUCCUUCGCAUAGAGUUGAUCAGGCUGUUGAUUGUGGCCUGUGGAAUGUUGUCCCACUCCUCUUCAAUGGCUGUGCGAAGUUGCUGGAUAUUGGCGGGAACUGAAACAUACUGUUGUACACGUCAAUCCAGAGCAUUUUCAGCUUCCAGGAAUUGUGUACAGAUCCUUGCGACAUGUGGCUGUGCAUUAUCAUGCUGAAACAUGAGGUGAUGUCAGCGGAUGAAUGGCACGACAAUGGGCCUCAGGAUCUCGUCACGGUAUCUCUGUGCGUUCAAAUUGCCAUGGAUAAAAUGCACUUGUGUUCGUUGUCCGUAGCUUAUGCCUGCCCAUACCAUAACCCCACCGCCACCAUGGGGCACUCUGUUCACAACGUUGACAUCAGCAAACUGCUCGCCCACACAACACCAUACACGCUGUCUGACAUCUGCCCGGUACAGUGGAAAUCGGGAUUCAUCCAUGAAGAGCACACUUCUCCAGCGUGCCAGUGGCCAUCGAAGGUAAGCAUUUGCCCACUGAAGUCGGUUACAACGUCUAACUGCAGUCAGGUCAAGACCCUGGUGAGGACGACGAGCAUGAAAAUGAGCUUCCCUGAGACGAUUUCUGACCUUCUGUGUUGAAUUUCUUCAGUUGUGAAAACCCACAGUUUCAUCAGCUGUCUCAGACGAUCCCGCAGGUGAAGAAGUUGGAUGUGGAGAUCCUGGGCUGGGGGUGUUACACGUGGUCUGUGGUUGUGAGGCCGGUUGGAUGUACUGCCAAAUUCUUGAAAAACGAUGUUGGAGACAGCUUUUGUGUCACAAGUGUAGAGAGGAGUAGGCAGGAGGCAGUCGCAGGUUUAGAACUACUGAAUUUAUUAAAGCACCAUAGCUUAAAGCGGGACGAAACCAACAGUGCAAAAUAUAAAGUACUCAGGAAAUAGUAGGAAAGAUUCCUCUCAGGAAAACAAGCAACAUAUACAAUGACCGACAAAGACAAAUGACAGAGGGAGUAUAUAUACAGUGAUAGAGUGGGGAUUGGAACCAGGUGUGUGUAAUGAUGACGAGACAAGUCCGGGGUUGAUGAGUGAAGGGUGUUUGCCAGCAGCAGGUUCGGCAGCAGCUAGAACGCCGGCGACGCCGAACGCCUGAGCUGGACAGGAGGGGGAGCCAAAGCGAAGGCUGGUGUGACAUAAAAUUCUCUGGCAACAGCUCUGGUGGACAUUCCUGCAGUCAGCAUGCCAAUUGUACACUCCGUCAAAACCUGAGACAUCUGUGGCAUUGUGUUGUGUGACAAAACACAUUUUAGAGUGGCCUUUUAUUGUCCGCAGCACAAGGUGCACCUGUUUAACGAUCAUGUUGUUUAAUCAGCUUCUUGAUGUGCCACACCUGUCAGGUGGAUAGAUUAUCUUGGCAAAGGAUAAAUGCUUACUAACAGGGCUUUAAACAAAUGUAACAUUUUAGAGAAAUAAGCUUUUUCUGCGUAUGGAACAUUUCUGGAAUCUUUUAUUUCAGCUCAUGAAACAUGGGACCAACACUUUACAUGGUGCGUUUAUGUUUUUGUUCAGUGUAUAAUGGUGAUGGUGGUUGCCAGAUUUGUCUGCCUGUGUUUUGUAAUUGAUCAGACACAUGAGAGGGAGGGAGACUGAGGGAGGUUAUUGUAGGUCAGUGUCAGAGGUACACCUGGAAUGUUCAGCCCCUGAGAUGGUGGGGAAUGCUUUCAUCUUGUGCCCCUGCUUGGCCAUAGAAAGCUCCAGUCAUUGAGGAGUCUAUUGUCAGGGUUAUUGUGGUAAGCUGUGUGCGGCACCUGGUUCAUGGUCAUUAUUAAGAGGAACCUGCGGUACUGUACCUGAUAGCUGUCUCAUUUACAAGGCAAAGCUGCAUAGCUGUUCUAAUCCUUUUCGUAGGCUGGUCAAGUCACCUAAAACCCUAAAAGUGCUUGAAUGUGAGUGCAAUACAAUGUGUAUUUUUAGGCUCGCUAUUGAUAGUGUGAAAGAUGGGUAGAAAGAGAAAGAAAGGGAUAGAUUGAGAGGAAAGCAGAACUGCUUCAUAUUCGUGGUAAUCAUACCCAGAUGGAGGAAUGACAGCAGCCAAAUCUCUGCUGGAAUCAAAUCUGGCAAAUAGGACUUCGUCCUUAGGGAUACCCCCCUUCUUCACCACACACACACACGCACGCACGCAUGCACGCACACACACACACACACACACACACACACAUACACACACACACACACAUACACACACACACACACACACACGUGUUCAGUACACUACCCUCAGACCACCUAACCAAUUCCACCUCACACUGCUGCUGUUGUAAUGGCUUGCCUCUGUUACCAAUAAACAGUUGAACAAAAAACAAUUAUGGUCAUUUAUGGUAAAUUCUUAAGUCAUCAGAACAGGUUCCCAGAAUUCUAAGUCAUACAUCAGCUCAAACAGAGCACAAUGUGUUUUCUGGGUUGCCUCUUAAACAGAAGGCUUUAUUAUGUUGCUGUUCCUAGACUUCAAACAAAUGGGUAAAACCACAUGUUAUGCAUGUAUCGCUCUUAAAUGGGAUUUCUUGCUUUGGAGUGAAAUUUUAGACGGUGAACCUUGAACUGGUCUUUGGCCUUCGGGGGCACCGCUGAAACUGGAUCUGUGUGACAUGCACAUGGCUGAGGUUAACUCCUCUUAAGGGGAAUGACUGGACACUGCAGAGACAGGAAAUUAGAUAUGUCUGUCUUGCUUUUAAUUAACUAAUCUUGCUCCAAUAUGACAUGCUCUGAUCCCAUGCUCGUCCAUCUAGCUCUAAUUACGUACAUUAUACAUUAGACGUACACUAUAUGUACAUUAGAUCCCUGUACAGUUUCUUUACAUCAUCUCUGACUCCUUGAGGAGCUUUGGAGUGUUCUUCCACCGGUCUUGGUGGUUGGCCAGUUUCUCCUGGUCCCUCCAGCAAUAUCCUGCUUCCCUCACCUCUGAUUCCACCAUGUCCUUUGUUAACUCAAUUACGUGGAUAUGUACAUACACUGAGUAUACAAAACAUUAAGAACACGUGCUCUUUCCAUGACAUAGACUGACCAGGUGAAUCCAGGGUGUUCCUAAUGUUUGGUACACUCAGUGUAUAUAUGUGUUGUGUGAAUGUACAUGUGUGUAAUUCCACUGUAGUUGAUGAUGACAAUGACAUUGAUGAUGAUUUUGUUAAAUCUGUUUGGAAGUAGAGUGUGUGUGUCAUACAGCAUAUGUACCACACAGCAUUUACAAGUAAGGAUGGUAUACCAAACAGCACAGUAUAGGUCCCACACUUCUCUCCUUCUUAUCCCAGCCUCUAUCUGUCUCCCUCUCUGUGUAUCCAGAUGUGGAGCUCCUGUCCAUGGACAGUACGGAGGCCAGCUGCUGGCUGAACAACAAACUGCGUGGCCACGAGGAGCAGUGGAAGGAGGAUGACUGCACCUUCUGUCAGUGUGUGGAUGGAGAGCAUCACUGUACCGCCAUGGCCUGCAAACAGAGCUGCCAGAACCCCGUCAAGAUCCCGGGAGAAUGCUGCCCCUUCUGCGAGGGUAUGGAGCGAGAGCGAGACACACACACACAGUCACACGCACACACACGCAUACACACACAGUCACACGCACACACACGCACACACACACACACACACCUGCUUCAUAAAUGUAUGUUCAUACUGUACCUAAUCACAUACAGUAUUGAAGUAGUUGGAGAUUUAAGUUUGAAAAUAGCAUGUUCUAGACAUAGCCCACAUUGUCAUAAGUAACCAAUGUCCUCAUAAGGAAAUAUCUCAUGUCGCACUUCUUCAGAAGCCUAAUAUUGCAUGUGCAAGCAAUUGACAUACCAUAUGUUUUAAUUGAAGAUUUAAUGUUCCUUUCAUCUAGCCUAAUAGGGCAGUAAAGACUGUAACAUACUGUAUACUCAGUUAUUAAUCUAAUAACAUUUUUGAAGCACAGCAACUUCAAUGUUUCUGAUGUUUAAGGGUCAGGGGCACCAUAAAUUGUAUCUGUCAUUCCAUUGAGCUCUUCAUAUAGCUAACAUAGUGUAUCUGUCAAAACUGCUGUCAUAAACAACUUACAACUCGCCAGCUUAUUGUCAGGAAAACACCCCCAUUAAUGCAACCCCCUCAAAUGUCAAUGUAGCUAUAUCAGAUGUACAACAAAUCAAUUUACAGUACAUUCGCCAAUUGACAUCUUCAUCUGUAAAUGGAACAAUUCCUACUUCGUUGGACCAAGCUACAAAAACACUUACGUUUGACAAUACAGUCGCUUUGAGCUCAGAACCUGACUGGUGGAACCGAACUGUAGAGUAGUCUCUCUCCCUGCAGUUAUGUGGAGGCCAUGUUGGCGGCUCAUUAAAGAAGAGGCCAUGGAGCAUUCUUCAGCUGCAGGCUCCUUUGUGAUUUUUUUAUUGGUCCAGCCCGUAAAAUGAGACCCACCUGCAUGAGGUGCAGCUUAGACUGAGAGCUUAGUGCUGCUUAAUUGGAGUGGAUCACUGUUUUUUUGUGAGCGUAAUUAGUUACAGCUUGUUUGGUGCUCCUCCCACUGAACGUGGCAAGAUAAUGGGGGGGGCGCUCCCACCCAGACCCCCACCCAGACCCCCACUUAACUUCUCCUGGUUGUGGCUUUUACAUGUGUGACCCAGGCCAGCAGAACACCUCAUCGCUGACAGGCUCCAGUGAGGAUGAGGCCCUGCCCAGGGCCAUAAGCCCUCUGGGUCUGUCCAGUGCCCACCUCUGACUCACCAGACUCCCACACAGGGGAUUCUCUGUUAGGGAGGAGAACCAAGGCAAGGCGUGCUCCUGCACUCCUCCAGGUCAUUUAGACAACAUGUGAGGUGCUCAUUCAUCAAAGCCCUUUGAUAGAGAGCACCUACAGUAUCUGCUGUAAUGGGCCUGCGUUUAUCUCUAAUCACAGCACUCUCUGAUGGGAGCAACGUGAACACUGAACCAUAUCUGUUGGCAUGGAUAUGGAUGUGUAACAUUACGUGUGUCUCAAUGUACGGUUCUUUACUCUUUACUCUCAUAAAAGCCUCAUUUGAGAAUAGUAUGACAUGUCUGUUAGUGUUAUAGGCUUCAUAGAGUCAAGUAUAGUAUGGCAUGUCAUAGAGAGCUAUAGCAGCAUCAUAUGAAGGUUAUAACCUGCUGUUCUGUCCUACAGAGCCUUCGUAUGAGACAGUGAGCCCCAUGCUGUGUCCUCGUCUGGAGAACUGCUCUCGAUCAGGGAAGGACUGCCCCUACGGCUUCCAGCAGGACAACAAUGGCUGCCUGCUCUGCCAGUGCCUCAACCGUGAGUCUCAUACUGGAUGCAGAGGGUUAAACCCGGAUACACAAACACACACAUACCGUAAACACACACAUACUGUAACUUGCUCGAAAUGACGAUUCCCUGGCACGUUAUCUCCAUAACACAAACAUAAGCACACACACUAAGAAAUAUAUGUGGCACCUCAUUUGUUUCCAUGGCUAUGUAGUAUUUGCCGUUUUAAAUCGAAGGAAUUCUCGAAUGAAAAACCCUAUUGCAAACUAACAUGGUGUUGAUGGUAAGAUGACCUCCAUGUGAACUGUUUCAGAUGACACCUGCCCUGACCUGGGGACAUACUGCUCCCUGCAAUGCCCCAUGGGAUACGAGAAGGAUAACUUUGGCUGCGAGGUGUGUGAGUGCAGCUCUCCAAUGCCCAAGUGCCGACCCCUGACCUGCAGCAAGACCUGCCCCUACGGAUAUGUGUAAGUCUUCUGAAUGGUUUCCACAUCUUCAAGUUAAACACCUCUCAUUAUUCACCCCUUAGUUUCCACACUGAUCAAAGGCUGUUACAGCCCCAUUGGUUACGACUGAAGGCCAAAGCCUGAAGUAAUGGUGAUUAUCUGGUUUAUUAUUGACAUGGGCCCUGACAUACAAUCCGCCCUCUCGUUAGCUGGAAAAACACAAUAUUUUUCUACUAUGUAGUUAUAAAAAGGCCUCCUCCGCUCAUUGUUUGUAUUGUUCAGUCAUAUAUUUUGUAAUGAUGUAGACUUCAACUGUGUAAACUCUUUUAUUUUGAUUUAGGUUAUUUGACAAGUGCACUACUACUCACACUGUGAAAUAUUUGGUUCUGGCAAUGGAACACAAGCGCUGUGUCUUGGCUGACAGUACAUUUUACAUUUUAGUAAUUUAGCAGACGCUCUUAUCCAGAGCGACUUACAGUUAGUGAGUGCAUACAUUUUCAUACUGGUCCCCCGUGGGAAACGAACCCACAACCCUGGCGUUGCAAGCGCCAUGCUCUACCAACUGAGCUACAGGGGACUAUCAGAUUCUCAGACUAUCAGACUCUGAAUAAAACAUGACUGUAGAUCAGCGUGUACAGACAACAUCAUCAUACUCCAGGUGGAGUAGUUGGCAGGGUGCAGUGCCAGGUCUCACUGGGCAGAGAGGAAGUAUAUUGUUACACACCUGCCAGCCUCACCCUCGCCCCACCUGCUCAGAUCUAAAGGGCCAAUCAGGGCCAAUCGGGGCCAAUCAGGGCCAAUCGGGGCCAAUCAGGGGCCAAUCAGGGCCCUAAUUUGUGUCUCUGUCCUGACUAGUGCAGUGUCCGGUGCACAGGCCCCUCUACCCCUCCCCCUCCUCCCCCUGCACCCCUUCUCCUAAUGCCCCUAACUAAUUUAAACGUCUGGAAGUGCUCUACUCUCCCCAGCAGCACUUUCAUUUCAUAAAUCAUCUUUCCGUCUCAAAACAACGAUCAAAAACACAUCCGCACUAAUGCGGCCUUUAUGAAGUUUAUACAGUGGGAAUCUUCUGGUAUCUGAACCAUGCUCUCUGGAGCCUCCACUCAAGAUGGGCAUGAUAUGUCUGCACAGGAUGCCAGCAGAGUCCCCCCGAGGGGGAAGAGGAGAAGGAAGCAUUCAUAAGCACCAGUUCAGGGCUGGCCUAAGAAGUCUGAAUCCUCGAUGAACCAAGCAAUGCAUCAAUCUUCUAGCAGAGUGGUACCAUUGUAUACAUUGGCUGCAUUUAUAACCUCUACAGAGAACUCGACUAUAUAAUUUGUGGCGUAGCGACUUAAACACGAUUAAUAUAAACCUCAUACAUUUCCUUGCUAUGUAUGAACAGUCCAGUUCUCUUAUCUCAAUAGUGUAGAGGGGGAAAUCAUGUGAGCAGUGAGCAGUGGGCUGUCAGAGUGGGUCAGAGCCCUAAAGGUGUGUUUACAUUGACAUUUGGCACAGUUGAGCGCCUCGGGCAGGACACAAAGGGGGACUUAAAGCGUUUCCCCUCCUCAAUGGGUCUAAAUCAUCAUUGGACCUGACAGGACGUGCACGGAAUUCUCCUGUUGCCCAGCACGCUGGAAUUUGUGCAGAGCCAGCAGUCCCAGCCCAAGAGCCCCAGAGCCCCAGAGCCCCAGAGCCCCAGAGCCCCAGAGCCCAGCGCGGUACACGAAAUUCCACACAACACCUUUAAACAAAGCCCAGUUACCAAGAUGGCCAGACUCUCUGUCUCUGUGUUUGUAGACUGAGGGCCCAGCCAGCUCAGAGCUCAGCCUGGCCUCUCCAUACUGUCGUUUCUGCUGAAUCAGUAGAGAUGUGACCUCUGCUAGUGGCAGGGCUCUGUCUCCGACUGCCUCUGGGGGCUGUACUAGAGCGGGUCGAGAGCUUCAAGUUCCUCGGUGUCCACAUCACUAAGGAUCUAUCAUGGUCCAAACACACCAACAAAGUCGUGAGGAGGGCACAACAACGCCCCUCAGAGGCUGAAAUGAUUUGGCAUGGGUCCUCAGAUCUUCAAAAAGUUAUACAGCUGCACUAUUGGGAGCAUCUUGAUUGGCUGCAUCACCGCUUGGUAUGGCAACUGUUUGGCAUCCGACCACAAGGCGCUACAGAGGGUAGUGCGUACGGCCCAGUACAUCACUGGGGCCGAACUCUUUGCCAUCCAGGACCUCUAUGCCCUUGGACUAGUAAAAAUUGUCUAAGACUCCAGCCACCCAAGUCAUGGACUGUUCUCUCUGCUACCGCACGGCAAGCGGUACCGAUUCACCAAGUCUGGAACCAACAGGACCCUGAACAGCUUCUACCCAAGCCAUAAGACUGCUAAAUAGUUAGUUAAUUAGUUAACCAAAUAGCAGUGGUGGAAAAAGUACUCAACUGUCAUGCUUGAGUAAAAGUAAAAAGUAAAAAUAAAUGCUAUAUAUGAAAUUCUUCAUAUUAAGCAAAGCAGACGUCACAAUUUUCUUGUUUUUAAAAUUUACAAACAGCCAAGGGCAGACUCCAACACUCAGACAUCAUUUACAAACGUAGCAUUUGUGUUUAGUGAGUUCGCCAGAUCAGAGGCAGUAGGGAUGACAACGCGUUAUAUUGAUAGGUGGGUGAAUUGGACCAUAUUGCUGUCCUGCCUGAGCAAUUGAAAUGUAACGAGUACUUUUGGGGGAAAUGGAUGGGAGUAAGAAGUACAUAUAUUCUUUAGGAAUUCUUUGGAGUAAAAGUUGUCAAAAAUAUAAAUAGUAAAGUACAGAUAUCCAAAAAAAGUACUUAAGUAGUACUUCAAAGUAUUUUUACUUAGUUACUUUACAUCACUGCCAAAUAGCUACCCGGACUAUCUGCAUUGACCCUGUUUGCACUAACUUAUUUUGACACAUCACACACGCUGCUGCUACUGUUUACUAUCUGUCACUUUAUUCCUAGUUAUAUGUACAGAUCUACCUCAAUUACCUCGUACCCCUGCACAUCGACUCGGUACUGGUACCCCUUGUAUAUAGCCAAGUUAUCGUUACUCAUUGUGUAUUUAUUAUUACGUGUUUUACUUUUCUAUUAUUUCUCUAUUUUCUUUCUCUUUGUAUUGUUGGGAAGGGCCCGUAAGUAAGCAUUUCACUGUUAGUCUACACUUGUUGUUUACAAAGCAUGCAACAAGUGUAGACUAACAGUUGGAGACACACACAGAGAAAGAGACAGAGAGGCUGGGGAUGUAAUGGAUGAACCCAUCUGGAUCAGCAUCAUUUCUCAACCUGCUGCUCAUCUAUGUUUUAUGAUAUCUAUAUCUGGAUCCAACUAGGUCACAUGCUCUGUGUCCAUUCCUAACUGAUCUAUGGGCCGUUUUCUCUCUGCAUGUAUUCUCCUUAGCUUUAGACCAUUCAGUGGGGGUUUAGUUUCAUUUCAGUCCCUGCAUAGAUCAUCUCUCAAACUCUUCAGGGUUUGUUUUUCCUCUGGUACUGUGUCUGCUCUGUACUGAGUUUAAAUCCCCUCCUAGCUGCUCUGUUUACAAAUCAACUAUGAUGAGCUCAUAGUUAAUAGAGAGUAGGUCCCUUCGUUCCUUAAUCAACUUGGCUGCAUUAAUAUCAUCUGGCCCUGCUCUGGGCCUCACAUGUCAGCCAAAGGCUUUUUUUUUUAUUUUAGUCAUUUAGAAGACGCUUUUAUCCAGAGCGACUUACAGUUAGUGAGUGCAUACAUUUUCAUACUGGCCCCCCGUGGGAAACGAACCCACAACCCUGGCGUUGCAAGCGCCAUGCUCUACCAACUGAGCUACAGGGGACCUUUGGUAGCAAUACAGUAGCCAUCGGAAUAGGUUGAAUCAGAUUGAAAGCAUCUGAAUUGGCUUUAAACCCAGUGCCCUAGACUCUAGCAUUGGUAUGGUGUGUUUGCUGUGCACCAUGGGGCUCUCACGUGUUCCAGGGUGCUGCUUUUAUCUGGCCUCUUCAAAGCCAGCUAAUAUAGCAGGGGGAAAACAGAACCAUAUGUCUAUUAUACCAGACCUGACCAUCUGGUUCCACGGCAGCACUCGACCAGAUCGCUCACAAGACUACUGGGUAUUGAGCUUUCAUUCAAAUAUGCGUUUAAUAUGCCCCAUUUGAGAUGUAAAAUGGUAUUCUUAUUUCGCCCUCCCUCAUUACACAUCUGAUAGACAUCUGUGUGCUCUAUCUAUCCCAAAGGAGGAAUAAGCACAGCUGUGAGAUGUGUCGCUGUGUCAAGUGUCCCCCCUUCACCUGUGACAAGCACUGCAGCGAUGGCUACCGGCAGAACAGGAAGGGCUGCUCCAUCUGCAUGUGCAAAGGUAUGCUUCUCAUCUGUCUAUCUGUUUCAAGUGUGUGUGUGUGUGUGUGUGUGUGUGUGUGUGUGUGUGUGUGUGUGUGUGUGUGUGUGUGUGUGUGUGUGUGUGUGUGUGUGUGUGUGUGUGUGUGUGUGUGUGUGUGUGUGUGUGUGUGUGUGUGUGUGUGUGUGUGUGUGUGUGUGUGUGUGUGUGUGUGUGUGUGUGUGUGUGUGUGUGUGUGUGUGUGUGUGUGUGUGUGUGUGUGUGUGUGUGUGUGUGUGUGUGUGUGUGUGUGUGUGUGUGUGUUCACUUUCUCCCACUAUGUAGGGCGGCAGGUAGCUUAGUGGUUAAGAGCAUUGUGCCAGUAACCGAAAGGUCGCUGGUUCUAAUCCCCGAGCCUCUAGGUGAAAAAUCUGUUGAUGUGCCCUUGAGCAAGGCACUUAACCCUAAUUGCUCCUGUAAGUCGCUCUGGAUAAGAGCGCCUGCUAAAUGACGUAAAUGUAGCAGAUAUGAUUUGCUGGGACAUUUAGCUGUGAAGCCUGUUAUGAAUGGAUGUUUUAUUUAGCUCCCGCUGAGGUCUGUCUGAUUACAUUCACCAACCACACAAGUUAAAGAAAGUUUGUGGACGGCUUAUUUAUAUAUUUUGUAUGUGUUUAUUACAUUUUUUCAGUAAUAUUAUAAAUAUUUUAGCUUGGAAUAUAUUAGGGGUUCCUUGCUCAGCAAGAUUCCGGUGCAGUGGCACCCCAUGAUGUUUACCUUAUUUUGAGACUGUUGGAUCAGUUACUCAGUGGACUGUUAAAAUAUGUACGGAUAGGAAACUUUUUUGUGAACUGUACCUUUUUCCCUGUGUAUAACAGUGUGUUGAGAGAGAAGAGACACAUAAACAUCUGCCCUGGAUGUGGAAACAUGAUGCGAUUCACUGAAAUACUAUGUUCUAUUCAAAAACACUGUUCUCCCCAGACUUAACAGCCACACUGGGUUUAUAUCUCACUUGGGGGCCAGUUAUUGGCAGAUGUAGGGUUUUAUAACCUCAACCUAUCUCUCAACAGAAACAGAGGACCUCAGUUUUGGGUCAGGUGCCAAAAACUUCAGGGAAAUGAUUAAACGUUAUUUAUUUGUGGUGUAGCAGUAAAUUGAUUAUUGGGAAAUAAAGAGCCUUUAAAAGGAAGAUCACAUAAUGGUGCUUGGUGAAGGUGGAGCUGAGAGGAACCAGGGAUGGUUAGCAGAACUUUCUCGUUAGCCUCUAAUGGACCCAAGACAAUAACAUUGGCUAGCUUUACUAUACAUUGUAAAUUGUUCUUCUUAAUGACAUUUCCACUUUGAAUUCACUCCAGCGUUUCUCAUGCCCUGAAACAUCCCUGUUGACGGUUUCUCACAGGUUCAAGUCACCAGUUUCCCUCCCUGCCUAACGUCUGUCUGUGUUCAUGUUUUUUUCCCAGAGAGUGGCCACCUGCCAAGCACCACUGCCCCCGCCCCCAUGCCCAGCUACUGCCUGACCUCCAACAGGCACCGCUAUGAGGAGGGCGAGAGCUGGCAUGACGGCUGCCGAGACUGCUACUGCCUUGCUGGGAGAGAGAUGUGUGUGCUCAUAUCCUGCUCUGUGCCCAGUUGUCCCAACCCCGUGGUCAGGCCUGACCAGUGCUGCCCCACUUGUGAAGGUACGUCUCGUCUGGAGUCGCUUGGUCUACCAACACACACACGUCUGGCAGUUCACAGUCCCAUAGGAGCUCACACCCUAGAGCCCCAGUCCACUUACUGUCCCAUCAGUCAGGCCUCAGGCUCCAUGAACACUCACACUUUGUGUUUCUGUAAAGAGCAACACACACUGAUACACAGUUACACACCCACGCCUUUUCCUCCACACCCCUCGGAGUCACUGGGGAUAUUUAUAGGGGAGUGACUCAGUGGACUGUUCAAAUAUUUAGGAGUGAAAUAAUGUCUACAACUUUCAGUAGAGUAAUGAUAACAGACUAACUCCUUAAAGAUGUCAACCCUAUUGCAGAGUCAAAUAUUUUAUCUGUACUGUUGUACUAGACUAGAGGAAACUAUGUCCAAACACAAAUUGUUGUGUAACUACCAAGCUUAGUUCUAGUAAGAUGUGAACCUUAUUCUUUGUAGUCUUUCAUGUGUUGUUGUGUUACUGUUAUCUGCCUCUCCUAACCUGUGUGUUCUGUCCAGAUGAGUCAGGGAGUGGUCAGCCAGAGGGCAUGGACCUGGUGGUGUGUCGAGCCCCUGGGGGGGAACUCUAUGUGGAGGGAGAGACCUGGAACCUGGACGAGUGUACACGCUGCACCUGCAGGAAGGGCCGCGUCCUGUGCGACACUGAAGUGUGUCCCCCUGCUGUGUGUCAGGCCCCAACCAGGAACACGGACACCUGUUGCCAUGUCUGCCCAGGUACAGUACCUUACAUCCCCCGCAUCUGUCAUAGGCUGCUUUACUAGGAAACAUCUAAUACCAAGCCAUUUUCUUCUCUGUAAAUGUAGAACUCCAUCAUCGUAUUAGCCUUGACAAGAGCAAUUUCAGAUAAUAUCAAAAGCACUUACAUCCAGGAAUAACUCCAGAAGGGAAUGUCAGUUUGUGGUCGGUAAGAGUAGGAUACAUUUGAUCUGGAGCCAUUAUCCGCAGUAUGUGGUGGUGGAUUGAGGGCCUUGCCUUGUCUUGGUGCAUGUUGCACUCUGGUGCAUGUUGCACUCACCACCACCACCUCCCCCCGCCCCUCACUCCUCCCCCACCACCACCCCCACCCCUCCUGACUAAUUCUGCUAUAUUUUGAGUGUUUUUUUUUAGUAUAAUGUUUCCGCCAUUGUUUCCUAUGACCGUAAAGAGCUUCUGAACAUCAGAACAGCGAUCACUAAUGUCGAUUUGGAUGAAGAUUUCUACUUCAACAAGUUGGCGGCGCUGGACAUACUGCUCGCCCCAGACCCUAAUCCCCGAGACUCAGAAGAGAAAGAGACCAUACUAUUUACCAAGAGAGUUUUCAUCAAUAUUUUUAGUAGCCGUCUAUUAACCACUAUCAACCGAUGCUGGCACUAAGACCGCACUCAACGAGCUGUAUAGGGCCAUAAUCACACAAGAAAAUACUCAUCCAGAGGCGGCACUCCUAGUGGCCGGUGAAUUUAAUGCAGGAAAACUGAAAUCGUUUCUACCAGCAUGUCACCUGUGAAACUAGAAGCGACAAAACUCUAGAUCACCUUUACUCCACAUAUAGAAAUGCAUACAAAGCUCUCCCUCCCUCUCCAUUUGGCAAAUCUGACCAUAACUAUACUGAACAAAAAUAUAAACGCAACAUGUGCUGGGGACAAUAAAAGGCCACUCUAAAAUGUGCAGUUUUGUCACACAACACAAUGCCACAGAUGUCUCAGGUUUUGAGGGAGCGUGCAAUUGGCAUGCUGACUGCAAGAAUGUCCAACAGAGUUGUUGCCAGAGAAUUUAAUGUUAAUUUCAAUACCUUAAGCCGCCUCCAACAUAAUGUUAGAGAAUUUGGCAGUACAUCCAACUGCCUUCACAACCACAGGCCACGUGUAACCACGCCAGCCAAGGACCUCCACAUCCGGCUUCUUCACCUGCAGGAUCAUCUGAGGAGGGGGAGGGGGUGCUGAGGAGUAUUUCUGUCCGUAAUAAAGCCCUUUUGUGGUGUAAAAAGUCAUUCUGAUUAACUGGGCCUGGUUUCCCAGUGGGUGGGCCUGGCCCCCAAGUGGGUGGGCCUAUGCCCUCCUAGGCCCACCCAUGGCUACGCCCCUGCCCAGUCAUGUGAAAUCCAUAGAUAAUAGAUAACUAUAGAUAACUAAUGAAUGUAUUUCAAUUGACUGAUUUCCUUCUAUGAACUGUAACGCAGUAAAAUCUUUGAAAUUGUUGCAUGUUGCAUUUAUAGUUUUGUUCAUGAUAUAUCCUCCUGAUUCCUGCUUACAAGCAACAACUCAAACAGGAAGUACCAGUGACGCACCCAAUACGGAAGUGGCUGUUAAGCUAGCACAGACUGGAAUAUGUUCCGGGAUACAUCCGAUGGCAUUGAGGAGUUUACCACAUCAAUCACCGGCUUCAUUAAUAAGUGCAUCGACGACGUCGUCCCAACAGUGACCAUAUGUACAUAUCCCAACCAGAAUAAAUUGAUUACAGGCAACAUCCGCACUGAGCUAAAGGCUAGAGCUGCCGAUUUCAAGGACCGGGACACUAAUCCGGACGCUUAUAAGAAAUCCUGCUAUGACCUCCGACGAGCCAUCAAACAGGAAAAGCAUCAAUACAGGACUAAGACCGAAUCCUACUACGCCGCCUCUGACACUUGUUGGAUGUGGCAGAGCUUGCAAACUAUCACAAAUUACAAAGGGAAACCUAGCCGCGAGCUACCCAAGCGAAAUGUCUUCUAUGCUCGCUUCGAGGCAAGCAACACUGAACCAUGCAUGAAAUCAGUAGCUGCACGCUCUCUGUAGCCGAUGUGAGUAAGACCUUUAAACAGGUUAACAUUCACAAGGCCGCAGGCCCAGAUGAACUACCAGGAUGCAUACUCAGAGCAUGCGCUGACCAGCUGGCAAGUGUCUUCACAGACAAUUUCAACCUCUCUCUGACCCAGUCUGUAAUACCUACUGUACAUGUUUCAAGCAGACCACCAUAGUCCCUGUGCCCAACGCCAAAGUAACCUGUCUAAAUGAUUAUCGCCCCAUAGCACUCACAUCUGUAGCCAUGAAAUGCUUUGAAAGGCUUGUCAUCAACACCAUCAUCCCAGACACCCUGGACCCAAUCCAAUUAGCAUACCGCCCCAACAGAUCCACAGAUGGCACAGUCUCUAUUGCACUCCACACUGCCCUCUCCCACAGGACAAGAGGAACGCCUAUGUGAGAAUACUGUUAAUUGACUAAAGCUCAGCGUUCAACACCAUAGUUCCCUCCAAGCUCAUCCCUAAGCUAAGGACCUUGGGACUGAACACCUCCCUCUGCAACUGGAUCCUGGACUUUCUGAUGGGCCUCCCCCAGGUGGUGAGGGUAGGCAACAACACAUCCGCCAUGCUGACCCUCAACACGGUGGGCCCACACGGGUGCGUGCUCAGUCACUUCUGUACUGCCUGUUCACCCACGACUGCGUGGAUGCGCACAACGAUGAUGAGACAGCCUAUAGGGAGGAGGUCAGAGACCUUGCAGUGUGGUGCCAGGACAACAAUCUCUCCCUCAACGUCAGCAAGACAAAAGAGCUGAUCAUGGACUACAGGAAACGGAGGGCCAAGCGGAUUGGAGCGGGUUGAGAUCUUCAAAUUCCUCGGUGUCCACAUCACUAAGGAUCUAUCAUGGUCCACACACACCAACACAGUCGUGGGUGGCAGGAGGCUGAAAAGAUUUGGCAUGGGCCCACAGAUCCUCAAAAAGUUCUACAGUUGCACCAUUGAGAGCAUCUUAACUGGCUGCAUCACCCCCUAGUAUGGCCACUGCUUGGCAUCUGACCUCAAGAUGCUACAGAGGGUAGUGUGUACGCCCCAGUACAUCACUGGGGCCACGCUACCUGCCAUCCAGGACCUCUAUACCAGGCGGUUUCAGAGGAAGGCACAAAACAUUUUCAAAGACUCCAGCCACCCAAGUCAAAAUCUGGAACCAACAGGACCCUGAACAGCUUCUACCCCCAAGCCAUAAGACUGCUAAAUAAUUAGUUAAAUAGUUAACCAAAUAGCUACCCAGACUAUCUGCAUUUACCCUUUUUGCACUAACUCAUCACAUAUGCUGCUGCUACUGUUUAUUAUCUAUCUUGUUGCUUUGUCACUUUAUUCCUAGUUAUAUGAACAUAUCUACCUCAAUGAACUCGUACCCCUGCACAUCGACUCGGUACUGGUACCACGUGUAUAUAGCCAAGUUAUCGUUACUCAUUGUGUAUUUAUUAUUACUUUGAUUAUUACGUGUUUUACUUUUCUAUUAUUUCUCUAUUUUCUUUCUCUGCAUUGUUGGGAAGGGCCCGUAAGUAAGCAUUUCACUGUUAGUCUACACCUGUUGUUUACAAAGCAUGUGAUUAAUAAAAUGUUAUUUGAUUUACAGUAGUGUUGAGAUGUGUACAGUCUAACUAAUGCUUUGGUCACAGAAAGGCCAUUGAUCUAUGGGCCUGGGGCUAUGAGACACAAAGAUAAGCCUGAGAUUUAACUGACACACAGGACAGCACAGCAGCCAUGUGUUCCCUAUUCACCAGCUAGCCUCCUGCUAGUGUUUACUAUACAGUAAAACCAUCUUAUUGCAAACACAGGCGUACAGUCCUAAUAACCGCUCUGGAUUAACAUGUUAUACUGCCGGGGUUAGCCUGGGAGCCAGGGGAGGAUCUGUGAUAAAGUUAACCCUUGGUGUGCCUCUCUCUCCAUCCCUCCGUCCACAGAGGACAAGCAGGGUCCCCUGCUCCCGGUGAGCACCAGUGAGCAGGAGUACUGUAUUUCCAGCGAGGGAGAUGUGCUGUUGGCUGGGGACACCUGGAAGGCCAACGCCUGCACCAGCUGCUCCUGCAACAAUGGAACCAUUCAGUGUUUCUCCCAGCGCUGCCCGCCUGCCAACUGCAGGGUGCCCGUCCUGCGCAAAGGCCAGUGCUGCCCUCACUGUCUGGGUAAGUGAGUUUGUGUGUGUGUGAGAGUGAGUCUAUCCGUGUAACUGAACUCCUGGGAAUGUCUAGCUGGGUCAGAGCACACUGCCUUGUUAGCCUCUCUAAUGAUGUCCACUAUAAUUCUGGUGUGUAGUAUAUUUGUGUUUUGUGAAAACACUGGGACUUGGGGCAAAAUCACAUAUUAAACAUGCAUUAAAACAAGUUAUUCCUUUGGGACAAGGUACAGCUUGUUAUUGAGAACCUUAUUAUUCAUGGUGUAACUUGUAGGAAGGGAGGAACAGUUUUCAAACUUUUUGGGUUAGCUAGAAUAAAGCAAGCGUGUGUGAGUCGCGUUCUGAGUGCCAGUUUUGCUGGCGCUGCAUGGGCAAACACGGUUACUCACAGCAACAUUCCAUGUGACACAACCCACUCAGAGCGAAAACAUUCCCCAAGCAUCCGCACAUUCACACGUGUUUCCUGUCUCCGGCUGAGCCGGCCUGCCACUCUCAAUGCCGGCAUAGGAAGGCAAAGCUCCAUGUCAGCUUUUCCUAUAGAGGAAAACCUUGGCACAGGCCUGCAUUGUUCCCUGUGAUUUGUAGCCAUUUCAUCUCAGCUUUGUUUUGGGUAUUUGCUCGGUGGAAAACAGCACUUUUACAUAAGACUCUUGACAAAGGAAGCUUAGGGAACACAUCCCGUAAAACACACCUUAUCUACAGACACUCCACCCAACCAUAACCUUCUGUUACAUUGAUCUAUGUGGGAUUUGUUUUUAGUUCAAGUGUGUUUGACAUUACGUAAGUGGGUAGCUGUGUGACUUAUUUGUGAUUUUCCUCUUUGGUUUACAGAAAUGACAACAACUUCCGUUCCAAUGAUGGUGUCGACCAAGGCCCCCAAGACCAGGGCUACUACCACAGUGGACAACACAGUCUGGAUCACCACUGUCACUUUGCCUCCUAUCAUUGCUGCUACAGGUACUUUCUGUCUGUAUGUCCGUCCAUCUGUCUGUCUGUCCAUCUCUCUUUCCUUCUAUCUCACCCUCUCUCUCUUUCACUAUUUCUCUCUUUCACUCACUCACUCCUCCUAUGGCCCACAGAGAUGGUUAAAUGAUAUUGAACUGAUUGGUAACAACUGCUUCAGCCCUGUGACUUGGUAUCAUCGUCCAUACUUUCCCAGCCAGCCGGUUGAGGAUGUUUACAUUGUUGUGGGACAAUAGGGAUGAUUUGACGAAUUAGCUAAAUGCACACUGACACACAUUCAUCUGGAGACUGUAUCUAACGUAUUGGCCAGGGAAAAUGGCCAAACACUAAGGAAGGACAUGACCUACUUUUCAUUUAAAUUGAUUAGAAGGGGAAUAAUGUAAUGGAAAUAUUGGCCCGAGUGACAGCAGUAUAUGUAGUCUAGUCUGUGGGGGAGAGCUGAUAUUGAUUCUCCCUGCAGAUGGGAACAGCCUGCGAGAGAACUUCCCCAGUCAAACUGAGAUGGCUCUCAUCUACCAAUCAGCUGUCUGGAUACUGGCCGGUCUCCUCCUGGCCAUCGUCAUCUUCCUCAUCGUGGCACUCCUCAUUAACAAGAAGAAGAAGUGGGUGCAGAUGUCCUGCUACAGCGCCCCCAAGAAGGUGAGGCAUUGUGGGUAAAGCAGCUCAUUAGGCCACGUACUGUAUGCACAGCGUGCAGAAAAAUACUAUUCACAAAUUAAUUGCAACCCAGCACAGACAUGCCUCAUGAUUCUGCCCGAUAGAACCAAUGAAAUUACUUCAUUUAUUUGCUGUGUGUGUAUGGGGUUGCUGCCCAAACUUAGACCCCUGUGGUGCUAAAUCAUAGCACCAUAGCAGGGCGGGUGGGCCGUUGUUUUAGGAUCUAAUCUGUGGGUGGGUCGUGGGUUUUCCUUGAUCUUCCAGCUCCUGCUACAACCCAUGUUCAGGGUGUCAUAAAGUAGAGAUUAAUGUAUUUUUCCAGCACUUAAUUCUGAAGGAGCACUUUGAACUGUGUCAAGUUUAUCAUAAAAUGUGAUCGUUUUACAACACCCCCAUGAAAUGAGACUGGAGUGGCACAGAAAAUUGUAAUUCGUCACAUACUUUCCGAAAAAGUCUCUCCCGUCCUAACUAGACACGAUAAAUAGCUGACAAGACCUGUUGUGUGAAAGUAAGAUAAUUGAUAUUUAAAACCCUGGGAAUUUUUCCUUUCCUCCUUUCCUAGACUGUGAUCCUGAAGAAGCAUGUGAAUAAGAACUCGGUGGUGUACAUGGAACCUUCAAAGGAGAACAAGUUCCAGAGCGUGAAGAAUGACUGUGGCAUCAACUUCUCCCCAGAGAUGAGCUCACCAUGUGGGGAGAGGAUGAGCAUCCCCCGGGCCAAGCUG
Messenger RNA from Coregonus sp. 'balchen', 28622 nucleotides. The record is from the annotation of a GenBank genome assembly. Lineage: Eukaryota; Metazoa; Chordata; Actinopteri; Salmoniformes; Salmonidae.